This is a messenger RNA of Drosophila kikkawai, 240 nucleotides long. RefSeq names its product Induced by Infection (gene IBIN). The record is from RefSeq and is a predicted model, not a curated record. NCBI's taxonomy places the organism in Eukaryota, Metazoa, Arthropoda, Insecta, Diptera, Drosophilidae.
UGAUUGGCACAAACCAAAGUAAAGCUUCCAACAGAACAAUCAAGAUGCAAUUGCUGCCCUCCAUCCUUGUGCUCUUAGCUCUGGUCAUCUGCGCCGCCUGCACAAACCACGAGGAGUGGGGAGGACACCGACCCGGCGAUUACGAACCCAGGCCAUACUCAAGGCAAUUUUAGUUGCCAGGAUCUGCAGCGAGACCCUUAAAGCCCUUUUUCAACCAAAAUAAACCAAUUAACUUAGUAA